UUCCAGCUGCGGAGACGCAAAAACGAGCAGGCUUUUGGAACAAAAAAGCUUGGAAGAAGAUAUCUGGGUUUUCUAGUUCUAACAGCAUCAACAAAGCCGGGCUUACUGGUCUGCUCGUUAGGUACACUUUCCGGCGUAAGUCCGGCUCGCAGGGCUCUCAGGGCAAGCGGCGUGCCGAGCCCGUCAAAUGCGAUGCGUGCCUCUCACAGCGAUGUUAGCCGCUCUAUGAUGACGCGGUUAGGCCAAGCAGAGCUAAAUCCAGAACAGCCACUAUACCGUACAGCUACUCCAACGGAAAACUGGUGGUGCCGCUGGAUUCCCUAGCACAGAGCUGAGGGGCCAGUCCCCCUCGGCAUUCCCGCCUCCAACUCCUCAGAGGGACUCCUCAACACCGCAGGCCAGCGGUAGACACCACCAGUGACGUAGUUCGACAACGAGCUAAGAACCAUUGUGUUACUUGAAACGUUUAAAGAAACAUUCCAUUUUACUUCAACAAUAGGUACGAGUAUCGUUAAUGCCACCUCAGCUAGUCUCAAAGACAAACUGUUCUUAGGUGUACCCAGUGUAAAUAUAGUGAACGGACAUUCAAAUAAUACUGUAGGAGAAACGGGGAGAGUAUACGUUGAAGUGAUAGAAAAGCCUAAAUUAAUUAUUUGUAUUGUUAUAACGAUCGUUUCAUAGAAACGUAAUGACUACAUUGUUGUUACUUAUCAAUUUUUAGUAGUUAAUAGGUACAUGAAAAGGCUGACAAAGUUGAAGAAUCUGAUUUUGUACAUGAUAUGAGCUGCCAUCUUAGCUAAUAUUUUAAUUUUGUCUACCAAUUUGGAAUUUAUCUGCGACAUUUUCUAUAUCACAAAUAUUUGAUAGUACAUCGAUAUAAUUCAAUCUAAGUAAAAUUCGUUCUAAAAUGCUACAGAUUUUGCCCAAACCAUGGUGCUUGACAUAACAUUACAGUGACAUCUUUCACUAUUCUCACUACAAGCAUUGUCGUGUAAAUACGAUUUCAUGAGCCGAGCUACAAAAAAUUGUAAGGUCCAAUCUAUUUAUUUCAACAUAAAUAUAAUAACGUGUAAAAUUUUGUUUAAUAAAUGUUUUAAACGUUAAUCACAUUCGGUAAAUAUUGUUAAUAAUUGUUAGUACAUAGUUGUAUAUUUGUAAAUACAUGCGAAAAACAUGGUGCACUACUUUGUUUAUAAUUUAUGUAAAUAGAUAUAAAUGUACCUAUACAGUCACAGUCGUAAUGCUUUUAUAAUAUUUUAAAUGCAAUCGUCGUACUUGAGUGUCACUUUGAAUAAAUGAAAAAAAAAAUGUCAAAUAUCGAAUUUGUUUUGUAUUUAUUGUGGGAUGUAUCUCAUGUGGUAUAUUGGUGUUGGAAUACAUGCCUUUCGUAGUAUUUUGGUAUUAAGUCAUUGAUCCAUUACGUUUACCGCCGCGGCGUGAACGUCGUUUGUAUGCGGGCCGGCGGCAAAUGGAGCGCCGGCAUUACAUGUACAGAUUUGACAUAUGGGAAUUACUAUACGUGCUGAUUACAUACAUAAAUAAAAUCUGCUUUCACUCUACGCCAGCCGUCAAUAUAAAUGAGUCCGUAAUGUGGAUAUCGAUUCACUGAUGUUAUUUCUUGAAACUAAUUGAUUAGGGGCGAUUUUAAUACAGUCGCGUACAUUUUUAAACAGUAAUCAUUGAUUAUCGAUGGUAAUAACUUUUAUCAGCGCAGAGUGAACAUAUUUUGAUUUAUCCGUUUUCGUGAGACCAGAGCAAUGUACAUAGGUAGUGAUAUUGUAUAUUUUCUUUAUAUCAGUCAGUGGAGUCUGUCUUGUAACUAAUAUUAUUCUAAACUCGACUGAUACAACGUAAAAUAAUCUCAAUGUUACAUGAAAUAAUAUUUCUUUAAUUGUCUGUAAUUUAGUGAUCGUGUUCAAGUCAAAAGAGAUUUUUAUUAAAUAAAUUACAAAAAGUCUUUGA
Molecule: messenger RNA, 1962 nt
Organism: Trichoplusia ni (cabbage looper)
Lineage: Eukaryota; Metazoa; Arthropoda; Insecta; Lepidoptera; Noctuidae
Exons: 4
Source: RefSeq, a predicted model, not a curated record